AGCAGGUACAAUGGUUCCAUAGCAAAACAUAGCUUAUCAAAUCAGGUAAAGCCAGUAGGAACACUGCCAAUCUUGAUGGAUCAGGGCUGGGUGCUAAUUGGUCAUAAAUACUGAGGCAGAGAGAAUGUUCAAACAUGGCUAAUUAUCACUCUUUAUAUAAAAAAAGAAAGAAAAAAAAGCUGUUUGAGAGAAGUUGUGUUCUGUUGGAACAAUGGCAGCACUUUGGAGUUUCUUGGGAAUUGUCGUAUUUUGUAUCACUAGUCGUUCGUUUGCUGCGUAUUCACUGACACAAAGUCAACAGGCCUUCCAGUGGCCAGGGCAAAAGACUUCGAGUUUUGUGGCUAAACAGACAGCUCCUCAGGCAGAUCCUUUUCAGAAGUGUAAUGUGGAAGACAAUGAGAAGGUGCAGUGUGGAGAACCUGGCAUUUCUUUUGCAAAUUGUGAUGCUGUUAACUGCUGUUUUGAUGGACAACAGUGCUACUAUGGCAAAGCAGUAACUGUCCAGUGUACAAGAGAUGCGCAAUUUGUUGUUGUGGUAAUGAGAGAUGCAACCCGUCCAAGGAUGAACUUGGAGUCUAUCAGCCUUUUGGGAGGAAGUGACCCUCCUUGUGGUCCUGUUGGUACCACUGUAGCUUUUGCUAUCUACCAGUUCCCGGUCACUGCUUGUGGCACCACAUUGAAGAUGGAUGGUGACUUUCUAGUCUAUGAAAACAAAAUGACUUCUACCUACGAAGUAAGCGUCGGACCUCUAGGCUCCAUCACAAGGGACAGCCAUUAUGAGCUCCUCUUCCAGUGUAGAUAUUCUGGCACCAGUGUUGAGGCACUAGUAGUUGAAGUCAACACUGUUCCUCCUCCACCUCCUGUGGCUGCUCCUGGACCUCUGAGAGUGGAACUUAGACUGGCUAAUGGGCAGUGCUCUGCUAAGGGAUGUGUGGAAGAAGAUCAAGCAUACUCGUCAUACUAUGGUGAUGCGGAGUAUCCUGUGAGCAAAGUACUGCGGGAGCCAAUCUAUGUUGAAGUGCACAUUCUAGGGAGGACUGACCCCAACAUUGUUCUGACUUUGGGUCGCUGCUGGGCAACCUCAAACCCUGAACCUCAGAGUCUGCCCCAGUGGGAUCUUCUUGUGAAUGGUUGUCCUUACCAGGAUGACCACUACAUGACUACACUGAUCCCUGUGGAUGGGUCUUCAGGCCUUCAGUUUCCAACUCACUACAAACGAUUUGUACUACAAAUGUUCAUGUUUGUGGAACCUAUAACUCUUGGUCCCUUGAAGGAGACGGUUUUCAUUCACUGCAGCACAUCAGUUUGUACCCCAACUGCAGCAGAAUCUUGUUCAGCAUUGCAACAGGAGGAGGAGAGAUGCUGAGACCCCGGAAGAUGGUACCCCUAUAGUUGUCUCCAGUGGAAAAAUUAUCUUUCACUUUCUCUGACUCCUCUUGCAAUAAAUUUUGUAUGGAUUCUGAAA
Molecule: messenger RNA, 1465 nt
Organism: Carassius auratus (goldfish)
Lineage: Eukaryota; Metazoa; Chordata; Actinopteri; Cypriniformes; Cyprinidae
Gene: zp2l1
Product: zona pellucida glycoprotein 2, like 1
Exons: 8
Coding region: 212-1366 (384 amino acids)
Biological process (GO): prevention of polyspermy; binding of sperm to zona pellucida
Cellular component (GO): egg coat
Molecular function (GO): acrosin binding; structural constituent of egg coat
Source: RefSeq, a predicted model, not a curated record